This is a messenger RNA of Durusdinium trenchii, 1299 nucleotides long. Lineage: Eukaryota; Dinophyceae; Suessiales; Symbiodiniaceae. The record is from the annotation of a GenBank genome assembly.
CUGACUACACCUCGGUUCCGGUCCCCUCGGUUUAGCGGGGAGAUCUCUUCAUGGCGCUGAAGAUCUGAGCAGAUCUGAAAGAUUUCAAGAGGCCGCUGAUCUGAAGAGGCGCUGAAGAUCUGUUUGUUUCAGAUCUGGUAGAGAAGACAGGCUCGAAGAGGAGAGGACCGCCCCCGGCUUCAAUAGAAGGGCAAGCAAUAAAUGAGGAUACACCAUCUUAGCUUUGUAGUGGAACACUGAGGCUUGCGUGAGUCAAAGGAAGGAAUGCAGUGUUAAAGUGUCACUGUCAAACAAACAUGGACCAGGGCCUGAUUCAAGCUAGAAUUGCACAAAAUUGGGUGUUCUUCGACUUUUUCAUCAGGAGUGGGUACUGGAGCAACGAAUGUGAUGGUGUUUGGCGGUCUGUCAUGGUUUGGUCUCAGGUCCCCCAUGUCUCUUCCGAGCCUGCCGCCCUUGUCCAUGCCCUUGCACCAGAUCUAUUCGCGGCGCUGGACCACAGAGUCUAAGCGGUAUUUGCAUGUGGCCAAGGAACGGAAAUGGAUGGCCCUCCAGCACAAGCAUCGCUUCCUGGAUUUUUCCCCCAAGGAGCGCGCCGAGUUGAAGCGUUACUUCGAUGAGUUGGCGGGGGAGAACAGGAAGAUCGCUUUGGAUCAGCUGGAGACGAUGUUCAUCUCACUGGGCUUGGCGGAACAUCCCAAAGAUGUGCAGGGUUGGACUGAGAGGGUCGAUGAUUUACAACUGGGAGAGCUGGACUUUGAGCAGUUCUUGGAGCUGCUGUUGAAGAGGACCGAUUCCGAUUUGGUCUCGCUCUUUCGAGAGAUGGCGAGUGGCAAGUUGGGGGAUCCCAGCUUGAACUUUCAGACCAUCAUCUCGGAGUAUCGGCGCAAGCUCAUUAUGGGUGCAGCUGGCGUUGGGAACAUCGGCCGCCAGCAGCUGGGUAGCAAGGUGCUUCACAACUUCGCAGCGCUGCAGCGGAGCCGUUGGGAGGCCCAGGCGGCCAAGGACCAAGCCCAGGCGAUGGGAUUGAAGAGUGGAGAGGCUGCUGCAGACUUCAAUACGAAUUCGACUCGUGACCCUCCUGUCGGUGGCCUGGAGAUGAUCUGGCGAGGCGUUUGCGCGGAGAAUGACCUGUGGCCCACGCGGAGCAUGGACGGAGCCGCGGAAGGGAGGACGAAGCAGAUCUUGGAGCAGCCACCCUCACCGGAGGAGAUCUUAGAGAAGGUUCACAAGCAUUAUAGUCCCAAGAAGAGUGUGAGGCCGUUUGGUACUGUGAUCAUCCCCGCGGACCUGGGGAGCUGA